UUAUGUAACAGACUGUGUGUGGUUUUAUUAUUAAGGCUAAUGUGGUCAAGCUGCAGUCAGUACUUUGGCUAAUGUCUAUUGUGUAGUUGGUUUCUGUGUUUGAGAAACUAUUGUUUUGCGGGCUCAUUUAUGAUACUACGUCUUAUUUUGAAAAAAAAUAAUAAUAAUAAAUAAACAUAACUCAACAGAUCUCUGCUGACACACUUGUACAGUAGCGACUGUGUGGUCACGUGGUACAGACACGCGUCUCGCGAUCCGAGCUGAGGUUAUAAAACACACCAGUUGAUACAGAUAGUUACAAUCGUCCGUCUGAACUUUAUCACAAUUAGUGUAGUCAUGUCUUUCUGUUCGUUCUCUGGAGGGGAGUUUUAUAAAGAUCAUUUUGAGACUGGCAUGUAUGUUUGUGCCGAAUGUGGGCAUGAGCUGUUCUCCAGCAGGUCCAAAUAUGAACAUUCAUCACCCUGGCCAGCCUUCACAGAAACCAUCCAUGAAAACAGUCUGUCUAAACAUGAGGAGAGAUGGGGUGCUUAUAAGGUUAAAUGUGGAAAGUGUGGAAAUGGUCUUGGCCAUGAGUUUGUGAAUGAUGGACCCAAACACGGCCUCUCACGCUUCUGAAUAUUCAGCAGCUCUCUGAAGUUCAUUCCUAAAGUCAAGAAUGAACAACAGUAGAGCCAGAUGUUGGAUAUGCAUGUGAGGAUGUUUAAGUAAGAGCGUAUGAGAAGCUCGGAUGUGUUUUCCGUGUGGCUGGUGUAUGAAAGGCUCUGAUGAAAAGCCCUCAGAGGAAUGAUCAGAGCAAUGAUGUAUAAACCGUCUCAUGGGAAACGUGAAGAAGCUUACUCCCAAUAACUGCUACUUCCAAUAAAUACGUACAACUAUGCAAGAUCAGAUCUUUUAUAACAUACACAAUAUACACUACGGUUCAAAAGUCUGGGGUCAGUAAGUUGUUUUAAUGUUUUUGAAAGAAGUCUCUUAUUAUGUUCACCAAGGCUGCAUUUAUUUGAUCAAAAAUACAGUAAAAACAGUAAUAUUUUGAAAUAUUAUUACAGUUUAAAAUAACUGCUUUCUAUUGUAAUAUAUGUUAAAAUUUAAUUUAUUCCUGUGAUGCAAUGCUGAAUUUUCAGCAUCGUUACUCCAGUCUUCAGUGAUCUUCAGAAUUUUUUUUUUUUUAAUAUGCUGAUUUGAUGCUCAAGAAACGCUUCUUAUUAUUAUCAGUGUCGAAAACAGUUGUGCUGCUUCAUAUUUUUCUGGAAAACCAUGAUUCGUUUUUUUUUUUUUUUCAGGAUUCUUUGAUGUUCAAAAGAACUGUAUUUAUUUGAAAUAAAUAUAAUUUGUAUUUAAUGCGUCCUUGCUGAAUAUAAUUUUAAUUUUUUUUAAAUAAAUAAAAACCUUACAGACCCCAAACUUUUAAAUGGUAGUGUACAUUUUAUCUUAGUUUGCCUGUUAUAGAUAAAUAGUUACCUUUUUAAGUAAAUAAUCUGGUUACUUGAUAACAUAAGAAUCACAAAUGCUGACUUUCUGCAGCCCCGCUUGGUCACGCAGAGAUAUUCUUUUAGAUAUUGUUUAGCACAUUUACCACUUGAAAUAUUUUAUGCAUUAACAUAUUUAUAACAAUACAAAAAGAUGCAAACCACUGCUGCUGUUUCUGUAGAUCACUGUUUCAGUCACUGCAGAGAUUUCAAUCACUAAACAUUGUCUGCAUGUGAACUUCUGGAUUUUUCUGCUGCUACAUAUUGAUGGCAACCCAAGAGAUGUUCAAAGUCAAAAUUCCUCCAUGAAGAUCUUCUUUUAAAUGGGGUUAAUAAAUAAAUUGUUUAUAUGUAAUGGAGCAUGUUGAUACUUUGAACAUACAUUCAUAGUCUAUGUAGAGGUCAGUAAAAGCAACCAGGACUGCAAAAUAAAUAUUUCUGUUACUGUU
Onychostoma macrolepis is the source of this 1915-nucleotide messenger RNA. RefSeq names its product methionine sulfoxide reductase B1a (gene msrb1a). The record is from RefSeq and is a predicted model, not a curated record. Gene Ontology annotation, molecular function: peptide-methionine (R)-S-oxide reductase activity. The transcript is spliced from 4 exons. NCBI's taxonomy places the organism in Eukaryota, Metazoa, Chordata, Actinopteri, Cypriniformes, Cyprinidae.